AUUUUAUUGCAAUGUAUAUCCUGCCAAAAUGCGAAUUGACGAAAUCCUGUGACAAGAUCGCUUACCAAGUAAAAAGAACUGAGCAAAAUCAGCUUGAUAAUGACAUCUACGUUUGUGAAAACUGUGUGCAUCUCAACUACAGUGGUGAACCUAAUAUUGCUCUUCCUUCAACAGAACUGAUUGUUGAGACUCUGCACUCAGUGGACUUUGCUCUCAAGCAAAUGAGUUUGCAAAUGAACACUCACAGAUUAGACAAGAAGUGGAACAUUUUUGAGUCAGAACUAAACUCUUUUAAGAGAACCUACAGACAGUUUUGAGGUGCCUUUGGAGCCAUUCAACAUAGUGAAGAGUGGGUUAAGAUGGUGCAGUUGUUUGAAAAUCUGAAGGACUUCUUGGAUCGUGUUUAUAAUUUUGAGUUGAUGAAAUCUAAGAGAAGGAAAUUUCAUCGUAAUGAGUUUGAAACAGGAGAUAUUCUCAGUAGUUUAGCUCCAGAGCAAGGGCUUGAGGCUUGUCUCAAACAGCUAUCUAGCUAUCUAGAAACAAGAGAGAUCAAGUGUCUCCACGAGAGGCUGAAGGAAGCUAAAGACGAGGCUAAUGAAAGAAAAGAGAUGAUCAAACAGAGGGAUGAGGUGAUCAAACAGAGAGAUGAGGUGAUCGAGCAAAGAGAAGAACAAAUCAAAGAAAGUAAAGAGGAGGUUAAAGAAGUUCUUCAGGAAAAGCACGAUCUUGAGCACAAACUAGAAACACUUGUUGAAGAAAGGCAAGAACAGAUUCAAGAAAAACAAAAACAAGAAAAAACUAUUGAGGAAAUGAAAGAAACUAUACAAACCCUUGAAAAGGAUGCUCUUCCUUCAGAUCUCUCAUAUCAAGAACUAGAAACUAUUUACAACACCCUUUACGGUUCAAAAGAGACAUUUGAUGAAUCAUCUGAAAUUGAAAUAAGUGCAAAUUGUGAAUGAAAAGAUGUAAUUCUUUUGAAAACUCUCCAAUCCUAUAAACUACCACCACUGGAACUAGUUUCCCUUGACAUAAAUCCUACAGUUAUAAACCCAGAAACCAUAAACAGAUUCUUGACCAAUGCUUUUUCUUCUGAUGCCAAGGGAAAUAAUAAUGAAUUGCUUCUUAAAACUAAGCGAUUAGAAUUUAAUAAGGAUGGUGACAAGUAUGACUCUAUCUCUGAGUACAUGGCGGGGUUACUAAAAGCUAUCCCUAAAAUCUCUGAAUAUUUGGGUUUAUUUAACUUUUCAGUGUCUAGCAGUGAGUUUGUAGACUUAUUAGUAGUCGCCAAAGAUGUGAAAGUGAUAGAGUUCGUCUUAUGAAAAAUAAAAAUAGACGAAGAAUGAGAUUUUAGGAAUAAGCUUGACGAUUCUAGCUUUGAAAAGAUUGAUUUUUAUGGUUCUGGAUUGAAAAGCAAUUGGAAAACCAAUGACUACGCCUCCUUGAGAAGCAUCAUAAAAGGAUUAUCCAAGGUCCAAUCAAUCAAGGCUAGGCCUCUAACUAUCACUCUUGAUUGUUGCGGUCUGAAUAAGCAAAAGGCAGAAGAAAUUAUUAAAACAGAUUGCGGAAUGCAAAAUGUCACCAUAGAAGGUAUCUAA
Molecule: messenger RNA, 1595 nt
Organism: Moneuplotes crassus
Lineage: Eukaryota; Ciliophora; Spirotrichea; Euplotida; Euplotidae
Source: the annotation of a GenBank genome assembly